AUGGAUAAUUACACUAGUGUCGGCUUGGUGAACAACACCCGCACCAGCGCCUCUAGAAUUGAAGAUUUCACCAAGGUCUUCGGCUGGAUAAGCUUCGCAGUCGGUCUGCCCGCCACUGGACUGGCUCUUUACACUAUGAGGAACCUGGUCAGAGGUCCUAACCCCGUGCCCGUCAGUGUCGUCAGCAUUCUAGUCUCGGAUGUUUUGAAUUUAUUCGGAAGGCUCCAGGCUGCCACGAAAAGCGUACCGCCGGCCGACGUAGCCAACACCGGUGACCCGGCUACGAUGAUCACCUAUUUCGGCGUCGUGUCCAACGUCACUUUCAUGGUGUGCGCUGCGCAAGAGCGCCACCUGCUGGUGGUGUACCCAGAGUACUACAGCUGCUGCAGCAAGCUGAAACAAUCGUCCAUCGUGUCCCUGAGUAUGUGGCUAAUGCCCUUCGCUCUCCUGGCACUUGUUUAUUUCAAACACUUCUUCGUGUUUGCCGUGGUUCUUCUCACGCCUUUUCCGUUACUCUUGUUUUUCUUCCUGGACACGUGGAGAUCCUUUCUAUGGUCCAGGUCAGCUUUGAGAUCAGAGAAACAAAAGACUGUGGUGGCACUGGCCUUCGUCCUGACCAAUUACAUGGUGCUGUUCCUUCCCUUCAUUCUGAACGUUCUGCUCGUGUCAUUGUCAUUCAAGGAGGAAGUGCUCUACUUAGGGCUGAUUGGGGAUCUGUUGCUCUAUAUGAAUCCUCUGGUGGACCCGUUCCUCUACAUCUUCAUGACCAAGGGCCCCAGAGAAGUGGUAGAAGCUCUACUCUGCUGUAAAAGGAACCAGAGCAACCAGUCAGAAAACAUGCAGACUGUGGCAACGGUUGCCGAGACAGUCACUGAAACCCGUCUCUAA
Molecule: messenger RNA, 888 nt
Organism: Esox lucius (northern pike)
Lineage: Eukaryota; Metazoa; Chordata; Actinopteri; Esociformes; Esocidae
Product: adrenocorticotropic hormone receptor
Exons: 1
Coding region: 1-888 (295 amino acids)
Biological process (GO): phospholipase C-activating G protein-coupled receptor signaling pathway; positive regulation of Rho protein signal transduction
Cellular component (GO): membrane
Molecular function (GO): G protein-coupled receptor activity
Source: RefSeq, a predicted model, not a curated record